Messenger RNA from Plasmodium malariae, 1944 nucleotides. RefSeq names its product leucine-rich repeat protein, putative (gene LRR8). Gene Ontology annotation, molecular function: protein binding. The record is from RefSeq and is a predicted model, not a curated record. Gene Ontology annotation, cellular component: cytoplasm. The transcript is spliced from 5 exons. Lineage: Eukaryota; Apicomplexa; Aconoidasida; Haemosporida; Plasmodiidae. Bases 1 to 1944 code for a protein of 647 amino acids.
AUGAAUGAGGAAAAAGAAAACAAUAAAAAAGACGAACGCCAGAAUUACACAGAUGAUAUUAACUACAACGAGGAGUAUGAUCAACAAAAUGAGAAGAAGGAGGAUGUAAACGACAGUACAUUUGAAGAUAUAAUACCUGAGGAGGACUAUAAAAGAAUACGCACAAAUAUAAUAAAUGAAAGUAUUCUAAUUAAUGAAAUAAAUAAAUAUAAUUCUGCCAAAGGAGAGGAUAGUACCGACAAAUUAAUUCAUACCAAAAUUUUAUCCUUGGAAAAUAGAAAAAUAUUAAUAAUACAGAACAUGAACCUUUUUAAGAGUCUCGAAGAACUGCACUUGGACAACAAUCUUAUAGAAGAACUCGAAAAUCUAGACGAGCUAGUGAACCUAAAAAUAUUGAGUGUAUCAAAUAAUAAAAUAAAAGAAAUAAAAAAUUUAAAAAAUUUAAAAAACUUAGAAGAGCUUAACUUACAUAAUAACAGAAUAAAAAAAAUAGAAAAUUUAAAUAACAAUAAAAAAUUAAAAAUAUUAAUAUUAAGUAAAAAUUAUAUUGAAGAUAUAGAAAACAUAAUAUAUUUAAGAUGUUUAAAAGAAUUAAAAUUCUUAAAUUUAGAAGAUAAUCCUAUAUGUAAUGUAGAUAAUGUAGAUAUUGUAAAUAAUAUAAAUAAUGUAACAAAUGAAGUUAAGUGUAAAUUAAAAAGUAUUAAAUAUUUUAACAAUGAAAUAUUAGCUAGCUAUAAAAAAAAAAAAGAUCAAACACAUGUUAAUACUACUACGAUGUGUGCGACAAGGAACAAUGAAUUUGAAUUCUGUUCCUUAAACAGUGCUAUAGAUAAUAAGGAAAUUUAUGAAAAAAAAAUACUUGAAGCAUUUUUAUAUGAUAUUACAAUAUUGGCCAAAUCCCUAUUUGAGGAUACAAAGGAGCCAGUUGUUCUGAGUAAAAUAUAUUACUACCCUCAGAUUAAACAAAUCUUUUUGGAGGAUCUUCACAAAAUUAGCUCAACAGUUAUAGACCAAGUACUCCUACUGAACGAGGAACGAAAGAAAUGCUCCGAAAUCUUCGAGGAUGAUGUCGAAAAUUUCAUUUCAGCAUAUAUGCUAAAUAACGUUAAAGAGUACAACACAUUAAGAAAGAGAGCAAAAAAGGUCAUACAUUCCCUACUAAGCUUUUUAAAUUGCAAGCAAGGCUUAAAAAACAUGGAGCUCAAAAAAUGCCCCGAGUUCUACAAAGAAAAGGCAGAGUCAAAUAAAAACAAAACAUUAAACGAUACAAUUGUAGAAAAGCUUCAAAACAUUUCAAAAAAUUUUCAUUUAAAUAUUUAUGAGGAUAAGGAGAUGAUCAAUGAAAGUGAUAAAAACGAACCAUCCGAUAAGUCAUUAUUUCUUUCAGAUGAAAAGCAAAGGGAAAAAGAAAAAGAUGCUCUUCUGAUUGAUGAGGACAAAUACAUAUUAAUAAAAACAUAUAUUGAAGACAAUAUAGAACAAAAUUUUCUUUUUCGUGAUAAGUUAAUAAAUGAAGAAUUAAUGAACAUAGUUUCUCUUAACAACUUCAUUGAAAAUUUCAAAAUUGACAUUUCAAAAAUUAUUAAAGUUAUAAAUGAUCAUAUUUCGGAUUAUUUCAAAAAAUUAGAAGAGCUAGAGGAAAGCUUCAGCUCCUCAAUUGUUAAUUUUUUUACAGAGGUGAAGAACAACGAGCAUCCGUCUGUCGUUUUGAGCGAAGACGAAAUAAACGAGUACUACUCGUACAAAGGAAACCGGUCUAACAUACUGAACAAUCUGGAAGACUUUAUUUCAAGCAGUUACAACAAAUCGUAUACUUUUUUAAUUGAAGAAAAAAAAAAAUAUUUAUUUUUAAAGUCUAGAGAUAGAAUAACAGAAAUAGGAAAAAUUGUGGAUACCUUUAACGAUUUGUUUUACUCCUACUUAAGCACUUUACGUGUUAAAUAA